Molecule: messenger RNA, 9147 nt
Organism: Plutella xylostella (diamondback moth)
Lineage: Eukaryota; Metazoa; Arthropoda; Insecta; Lepidoptera; Plutellidae
Gene: cac
Product: calcium voltage-gated channel subunit cacophony
Biological process (GO): calcium ion import across plasma membrane; chemical synaptic transmission
Cellular component (GO): membrane; voltage-gated calcium channel complex
Molecular function (GO): calcium ion binding; high voltage-gated calcium channel activity
Source: RefSeq, a predicted model, not a curated record
GCCAGCCCGCGGCCCCCGCGCCGCCGCCGCGCCGCUCUCGCCGCCUCCGACCACAAGACUUGCGCGCUCAUACACACGCGCCUCAAGCUGGGGGACAUCAUGUUGGCGGCAGCGCAGGAGGCGGCGGGCGCGCAGGCUCGCGCGGCGUCAGCUGAUACCAUGGGCGGCGCGCAACAGCCCGCUACUCCGGGGCCCACGUCACUCUUCAUAUUCUCCGACGAAAAUCCUAUACGGAGGUAUACAAAGUUCAUCAUCGAGUGGCCACCCUUCGAGUACGCGGUGCUGCUCACCAUCAUCGCCAACUGCGUGGUGUUGGCGCUGGAGGAGCACCUGCCGAACGGCGACAAGACCAUCCUGGCGCAGAAUCUGGAAAAAACCGAGGAGUUCUUUUUAGGAAUAUUUUGUGUAGAAGCCUCGUUAAAAAUUUUAGCUUUAGGUUUUGUUUUACACAAGGGGUCAUACCUUAGAAACAUUUGGAACAUAAUGGAUUUUUUCGUAGUAGUAACCGGCAUCAUCACGCUGAGGCCGCAGGUCGCGCCCGAAGUCGACUUCAGGACCUUGCGCGCCAUUAGGGUGCUGAGGCCCCUUAAAUUAGUCUCGGGCGUCCCUAGCCUGCAAGUGGUGCUGAAGUCCAUCAUCAAGGCCAUGGCACCGCUGCUGCAGAUCGGCUUGCUCGUGUUAUUCGCCAUCGUCAUUUUCGCUAUCAUCGGCCUCGAGUUCUAUUCCGGGGCGUUGCAUAAGACUUGUUAUAAUUUAGAAGAUAUUAGUGAAAUAUUGAACGAAGGCGACUUGCCGACGCCGUGCAAUGCGGAUAACGAGACGCUGGCGCCGUACGGGGCCCACUCGUGCGAGUACGACAAGAGCACUUGCCUCGAGAAGUGGGAGGGGCCGAACAGGGGAAUCACCUCCUUCGACAACAUCGGCUUCGCUAUGCUCACAGUCUUCCAAUGCAUCACCAUGGAGGGUUGGACUGCUAUACUUUAUUGGACAAAUGACGCGUUAGGCAGUGCGUUCAACUGGAUCUACUUUGUGCCUCUCAUAGUGUUGGGUUCAUUCUUCAUGCUCAACUUAGUUCUCGGAGUCCUUAGCGGUGAGUUCGCUAAAGAAAGAGAGAAAGUAGAAAAUAGACAAGAAUUCCUUAAGUUAAGAAGACAACAGCAACUAGAAAGAGAACUCAACGGUUACGUUGAGUGGAUAUGUAAAGCAGAGGAAGUAAUUUUAGCAGAAGAAAGAACGACAGAAGAGGAGAAAAUGCACAUAAUAGAGGCACGAAGAAGAGCAGCGGCGAAAAAGAAAUUAAAAAACCUGGGCAAGAGUAAAAGCACAGACACAGAGGAGGAGGAACAGGACGAAGACUGUGGAGACGACGGUUUCCUCAAGAGCAAAGCGCGGUCGGCCGGCAAAUGCGCCGAUUUCUGGAGAGCAGAGAAGCGGUUUCGCUUCUGGAUCCGGCAUACUGUGAAGACCCAGUGGUUUUACUGGUUCGUCAUCGUGCUGGUUCUCUUCAACACCAUCUGCGUGGCCGUCGAGCAUUACCGGCAGCCCAAGUUUCUCACUUCGUUUUUAUACUACGCCGAGUUUGUGUUCCUGGGGUUGUUCAUGAUGGAGAUGUGGGUGAAGAUGUACGCGCUGGGGCCCCGCAUCUACUUCGAGUCCUCGUUCAACCGGUUCGACUGUGUCGUCAUCUCCGGGUCAAUCUUCGAGGUCGUCUGGUCAGAAGUCAAGGGUGGUUCUUUUGGUCUCUCUGUUUUGAGAGCUCUGCGACUGCUAAGAAUAUUCAAGGUCACAAAGUACUGGUCAUCUCUAAGGAAUCUUGUGAUCUCGCUGCUGAACUCUAUGAGAUCUAUUAUCUCACUGCUCUUCCUUCUCUUCUUGUUCAUUCUCAUCUUUGCCCUACUCGGCAUGCAGCUCUUUGGUGGCCAGUUCAACUUUGAAGAAGGGACUCCGCCCACCAACUUUAACACGUUUCCCAUCGCGUUGCUAACUGUCUUCCAGAUCCUAACGGGCGAAGAUUGGAACGAAGUAAUGUACGACGGUAUCCAAUCACAGGGUGGCAUACAGAAGGGGAUGAUUUACUCACUGUAUUUCGUCAUUCUGGUGCUAUUCGGGAACUACACCCUGCUAAACGUGUUCCUUGCCAUCGCUGUCGAUAAUUUGGCCAACGCCCAGGAAUUGACAGCGGCAGAAGAGGAACAGGUUGAAGAAGACAAAGAGAAGCAGCUCCAAGAAUUGGAGAAAGAGAUGGGAGCUUUACACGCGGUGGACGGGAGUUCACCCCUAGGUGAUAUAAGUCCUUCGACCGCGACGACCAGGAAGAACAAAAAGAAAGAAGAGGCCAAAAAAGAUGAUGACGACGAGGUACUAGAUGGACCAAAACCUAUGCUGCCAUAUUCGUCCAUAUUCAUUUUGUCACCUACUAAUCCAAUCAGGCGAGGCGCACAUUGGGUUGUAAAUUUAAAGUAUUUUGAUUUUUUUAUCAUGUUAGUUAUAUGUAUGAGUUCUGUGGCAUUAGCGGCCGAAGACCCAGUAGACGAGGAGAGCGAGAGGAACCAGAUCCUGAACUACUUCGACUACGCGUUCACGUGCGUGUUCACGAUAGAGAUGCUGCUCAAGAUCGUGGACCUGGGCGUGCUGUUCCACCCGGGCGCGUACCUGCGCGACCUGUGGAACAUCAUGGACGCCGCCGUCGUCAUCUGUGCGCUUGUCAGCUUUGUGUUCGAAAUCAAAGGUGACAAGAAAGGAGCGGGACAGAAUCUUUCGACGAUAAAGUCGUUACGAGUGUUAAGAGUGCUCAGACCAUUGAAAACUAUAAAACGUGUUCCCAAGUUAAAAGCAGUGUUUGACUGUGUUGUGAACUCUUUGAAAAACGUCAUUAACAUUCUCAUAGUGUACAUAUUGUUUCAAUUCAUAUUCGCUGUAAUUGCAGUUCAACUAUUUAAUGGUAAAUUUUUUCACUGCAACGAUAUCAGUAAGAAUACUUUUGAAGACUGCCAGGGGUCGUAUUUUGUGUACGAGACGAACAGUCUGUUGCCGAAAGUGACAAAGCGGCUGUGGACGACGCAAUCCUUCCAUUACGACAACGUCGCUUCAGCCAUGCUGACGCUGUUCGCGGUGCAGACGGGGGAAGGGUGGCCACAAGUUUUGCAAAAUUCUAUGGCGGCUACGUACGAAGAUCGGGGACCCAUACAAAAUUUUCGAAUAGAAAUGUCCAUAUUUUAUAUAGUUUACUUUGUGGUUUUUCCAUUCUUCUUUGUUAACAUAUUCGUAGCUCUGAUUAUUAUCACAUUUCAAGAGCAGGGUGAAGCUGAGUUACAAGAUGGUGAAAUUGAUAAAAAUCAGAAAUCAUGUAUAGAUUUCACGAUAGAAGCGCGGCCUCUCGAGAGGUAUAUGCCAAGUAAGAGAGCGAGUUUUAAGUACAAAGUGUGGAGAAUAGUCGUCUCCACGCCAUUUGAGUACUUUAUCAUGGGCCUCAUCGUGCUAAAUACAUUGCUGCUCAUGAUGAAGUUCUAUAAUCAAAAAGACAUGUACGCGGAUAUUCUCAAGUAUUCGAAUAUGGGGUUUACCGCAAUGUUUUCUGUGGAAACGGUGUUGAAAAUCGUCGCCUAUGGUGUCAAAAAUUUUUUCAAAGACCCUUGGAAUACAUUCGAUUUCAUAACAGUCAUUGGAAGUAUUAUUGAUGCCCUGAUAAUGGAGUUUGGCGAGAAUACAUUCAACGUCGGUUUCCUCCGCCUGUUUCGAGCCGCGCGACUGAUCAAGCUGCUCCGACAAGGCUAUACCAUUCGAAUACUCCUGUGGACGUUCGUGCAGAGCUUCAAAGCCUUACCCUACGUGUGCCUUCUCAUUGCGAUGCUAUUCUUCAUCUACGCCAUCAUUGGGAUGCAGGUGUUUGGCAAUAUAGAGUUAACACCCGACUCAGAUAUGAACAGACACAACAAUUUCGGAAGCUUCAUUCAAGCACUCAUGCUGCUGUUCAGAUGCGCGACGGGCGAGUCUUGGCCGAACAUAAUGUUGGCUUGUCUGAAGCCGGCGAGGUGCGCCAAGCUAGCCAGAAAACCUGCAUCUGAGAAGUGUGGGAGCACCCUCGCCUACGCCUACUUCGUGUCAUUCAUCUUCUUCUGUUCAUUUCUUAUGUUGAAUUUAUUCGUCGCCGUCAUUAUGGAUAACUUCGAUUACUUGACGAGAGACUCGUCUAUUCUCGGCGCUCAUCAUCUCGACGAGUUCGUGAGGAUAUGGGCUGAGUACGACCCAAAUGCCACUGGCAAGAUCCAUUAUACAGAAAUGUACGAUAUGUUGAAAAAUAUGGAUCCUCCAUUAGGAUUUGGUAAUAAAUGUCCAAACCGCCUAGCAUAUAAGAAACUAAUAAGAAUGAACAUGCCGUUAGACGACGAGGGGAAAGUUAAUUUUACUACAACGUUAUUUGCCUUAAUACGAGAAAACUUAAAUAUCAAGAUGAGAACGGCUGAGGAAAUGGACCAAGCCGAUGCAGAGCUUCGAGAGACGAUAACGCACAUAUGGCCGCUGCAAGCAAAAAAGAUGCUUGACUUGCUGGUCCCGCGAAAUGACGUCCUCAACACGGGGAAGCUGACAGUAGGCAAGAUCUACGCUGGCCUACUCAUACUGGAGAGUUGGAGAUCGACUAGGUUUGGCCAGACUGAACCACAGGGCGUUCCAGUAUUGGAAUUACAAGACGUUGGGUCUCAACAUGCGUCUAUGGAGUCUCUGGACGAUGGCCGAUUGGCGGCGCAACACGCCUACCAAAAUGGACACCACGGACGAUCGUCUAGUUUAAGACGGACGCCGAGCCCGCGUCGGCGAGGACACUACGGUGGGUACCACCAUGAUAUCGGCUUCUCAGACACAGUUAGCAACGUCGUCGAGAUAGUGAAGCACGAACACGGUCGAUAUCAAAGGUCACACCACCGGCCCCCGCACCAAUAUCACCCCCAUGCAGGGAAGGAGUGGAGGGCGACGCACCCGACGACCAGCCUGAGCCUGCCCUCGCGCUCGCCCAGCCCGCCACACCACACCUACGUUUGGGCCCCGAUAGGUGGUGAGAGGGAGAGGGAGAGGGAGUGGCGGGAGUGGCGCGAGCGGUCGUGGGAGCGAGAGGGCGCGAGGCGCGGGCGGGGGAGGCAGCUGCCGCCGACGCCCACCAAGCCGUCCACGCUGCAGGUCAAGCAGGGCGCCUACCCGCAGACCAAACUCACACAUAGCCCGUCGCACUUGUCGUUAAGGCACACAGUUCGAGAAGCAGUGGAGCCUCUACACGACGAGUACGAGUACGGCCGAGAAGUUGAAAGACUGAUACACCGAGACUAUAGAUCUAGAGAAAGACGCGGCCGAGGGUACGACAGCGGGCGCGGGGGCGGCGCGGCGGGCGCGGGGGGCGAGGGCGCGGCGCCGCUGAGCUACGAGGCGGCGCUGGCGCUGGGCCGCGGCCAGGCGCGCGCGCUGCCCUCGCCCGCGCCCGCCUGCCCAACGGCUACAAGCCGCGCCCCCGCCACUCAGACUCCGACGACGACGACUGGUGCUAGCGGCGCCCCCGCGCGCGCUCCUCGCGGGACCUGCGCGCGCCGCCCGCCCCGCCCGCACCGCACCACACCUACUGAGCCACUCGCGCGCGACAAGCGAGUCGCGACAACCCCUCCCUCCCCCCUUUUGUACCACUCAUUCACCCACCCACCACCCCCUGUACAUAGACGACGACCUUGCUCAGGAUUUUGGAUGCCACCGCACGCGACCGGCAUCCAAAUUCUAGUAUUUACAAACUUUUGGAAAAUUUAAUUUUUAAUUCGCUAAAAUUUUACUCUUUAAUUUAUAUUACGGUUAAGGUAUUCGAAGUAAUGUAACAGUGCCAGACAGCUCGUUUGCGCUAGAAUUUUUACAUAAAAGAAAAUUAUUAGUCUGUAUUAUAAAAAGUAAACUUUCUAUAUUAAAUUUGCACCACAUAAUAUGGCUACCGGGGCGGGCGGGGCGCAGGGCGGCGCCCAGGCCCGCGCGCGGCCCGCCCGCCCCACUACGUUAGACAUUGGGACAACACUAGCAAUUCAUCGUCGAAAACGUAAUUCUAACUAGUGUGUAAUAUAUUAAUAAGCAAAUAAUUUUUACUUAGUUAAUAUAUACUAAAUAAAUAAACAUUUUUUAUUGAAUUUGCUGUCCUUCCCCAAAGUGCUUUAUACGUUACAUAUUUAAAUUUAAAUACAAUUAAUAGUAAAUGAAUUGUAUGUGAACUUGAAAAUAUAUUUCUGCAUUACAUAAAUUGUUAAAUUGAUAAAGAUACUGUUUAAAAAGAUUUCGUGUCCGGUUGAGUGCGUGACUUGUGUAGCUUUUCUAGCGUGUGCCUGUUCUACGAAUGAACCGUAUUUAAUAUUGUGAAUUAGUUUUCACGUUAUAAUAAAAUAGAAGUUGUGAAUUUUUCGUAGAAGUAAAGUAAAUAAAAUAAAGUGCAACCCUUUUGAGCAGCUAGUACCGGGCACAAAUGUUUUUAAACAGUGUGUAGCUAUACCUUGUAUCCGAUGAUCGUCGUAUUAAAUUUCCAUUUUGUAUGUUACGCCAUUGUCAUUAUAAUCCAUCACACGUUAGAAAAUGUUACUUGAUCGAUUAGUGUAUUUGCUUUUAAUUUUUUAAACUAUUCCAAUAAGGAGAACCGACGUUCCAUUUAAGUCCCACAUGAUUCACAAUUGGCAUAAAUCAUAAACUGACGAAACGAAAAACGGGUUCAGGUACCUACAGGCUGAUGUAUAAAUAAACGAACAUUAAUUUUAAUACCAAGGGGCAUGUGAUAAUAAAUCUAACUGUGUUUCUCAAAUAUGUGUUCAAAUAAUGUACUCGUAAUAAAUAAUUGGAAAGCAAAUACAAUACUCGAAGCGAUGGCGGACGCUGGAGCGCCAAGGGACAUUUCGUUGAAGCAUGCUGUAGGUUACGACACUAUAGAACAACAAUUUGUAAAUACAUGAUUUUCUGUGAUAACAUAAAAAAAUUGAGAAUUUUAUUAUUAGAACUGUGUGAUUGCAUAGUCGUUCAUUUCUCUAAAUCGUACCUAUAGUCGAAGUCGGAAGCUCCUCUCACGUUUUGAUUGUUGUUGUACGUUGCGAAGGACAGGUCUGGUUGUAUAGCUUUUAAGUGUGUUUCGUUUCUUUUUAUAUUUUAUGUAUGUUAUAGUUGAUUACUAGCGAUAUAUCUACACUGUGUUGGAGCGCGCAUUUCUUCCCUCAAAGAUUUAUUCCCAGUUUAUGGACGUUUGUGUGAUAUUUUAAAGCGAUGACGUGUAGAACUUAGUCACUAGCGACAGAAAAUAAAUAAUGACAUUUGCUAGAAAGUUAAUUGCGAUGUGUGUUUACUGGAUUACUUAUUGUUAAUUGAAAUCAUAAUAUAAUUAUGUUAAGAGAUGAUAUUAUAAAGAAAUUAAGUUUUAAUGUAAUUUAUAGAAGCAAUGCGUGUUCCACUAAUAACUUGUUAUUCUUGAUCUCAGAGUGUUAGAUUUCUUCUAUGUAGUUUUAUUAUUUGUCAAGAUUUACUCACAAAGAGUAUUUAUAUUGUUAUUGUAUAGAUGUAUGAGUAUUUCCGUUCUGUCAUUUGUACCUAUACUAGCGAGGUGACAGGAUGUCCAGUUUUGCCGAUGGACUUUCUAUAGCUGAAGUGACUAGUCAAGCUUGUUUCGGGAUAUGUCUUCGCUGCACACAAUAAUAUCUGACGGUCAGUUAGACAUAGAUUUUCUAUUUCAUAAUAAUAUCAUGUAGUAACAAAGCAUAAAUAAAUACUUAUAAUAAACAUUGUUAUCAGCUUUUCUAACGUAAAAUUCAUAAAAUAGUAAUUUUGAAUAUUGCUACCAAUAAUGCAGGGUCAAGACAUGUCCCUGAGGGAAGCCUGGCGAGGUCGGGAGUGCGUCCGCUUUCGUCAUUGUAAUUCCCGUUUCAACAUUACGUUUAAGACAAUUUGUAAAUAUUGUAAAAUAUACGCGACUGUUGUGUAGAGGUCGCUUGUGAAAACUAGACAUACGUCACUAGUUAAUAUUAGCUAGGUAAUCUCGUCCCCAACUGUCCUUGAAUUUGAGUUGGGAGUUUCACUGCCUUAAAGUAAUAACAAAUAUAACGUAUUCAUCGUAAUAGUUACCUUAACUACUACAUAAUAUAAGUGGCAUUUCAAGUUCUUACAUUUUAUAAUUCACGUCAGUAAUGCGUUCAAUCAUUCAUGUUGGUCGUAAGAGUGAAUGGUUGAAUACCUCACCGCCUGCGUGGCAAUAAGAGUAAAUAAUUUUGCAUGAAUUUUUACUAACUAAAUUGUAAUAAUUUUACGGUAUCAUAGACGAGUGCCUCGAUCAGGUUUGCGUAGACUGAACUUGGCAUCUGCUGACGUCACCACCGUUUGUGUCCCAGACUCGGUUUAGGAUUCUUUAGUUUGAUGCAGUAAGAUGCGUUCUUGUAACUAGAGCAAUUGCGGACUCUAUAGUCUGUUUUUUUUAUUUCAGAUGAUAAACUGUCAGAUUCUGAACGUUUCAUCAACUGUCGAUUCUCCCGCGAUUAAGUGACGUACCGUUCUAUUGGCGGGACAAUCGACCGUUCUUGAUCUGCCAAUUUAGUAUCUGUGAUGAAAAAACAGACUUCUGUACGUUUGUUAUAGGAUUUGAAUUAACAUGAGAUGAGAAUGAGCCUAGAGUAAAGAGUCCUAGCCACCUCAAGUCCGCUGAAAAUAUCGGAUGUGUAGCUUGGUAUGUAGAUGACGUGUACCUGUGCCGUGAUGUGACAUUAAUUAUGCCUGCCUUGUAUUGUCUUUAUGAAUUCGCUUCGAGACGAUCGUAUUUUAUAUAAAUUAUAAUUAAUUAAUUAUAAAAAAACUAGCAUCGGAAGUUCAUCGGCUAAAAGAGUGCACCAUAGUAUGUUUUUGGUACGUUCCGAUAACUUUACAGGAUAGUGCAUCCUAUUGAUAUUGUAUUGAUAUAAAGAACCAAACUUAAAGUUAGUAUUUAAGUAAUUUAUUAUCCUAAAACUAUACGCAUGUUUUCACCCUAUACUGGAUAAAAUGGUUAUGUACAAUACGAAGAGCUACUGUUUUAUAUAUGAAUUCUUGCUCGCCUGUAAAAUUUUGCAGAAUGAAUCAUAUUAUAAGAUUGUACAAUAUGAAUAAAUGCAAAAAAGACAUUUCCUCGAU